UGUAUCCAGCGGAACCUAAUGGGCUAGCUUCGGGAAGGAGGAGGACCGGUAGUAGCCGACCGUAUUGGACUUGUAGUGGACCGGUUUGGAUGAUGGCUGCCAAAGAGGACCUUUACAGUAAAAUCCUCCCGCGGAGGCUCCGGCAGAACCGUCCUGGCUCAGUGAAAUGUGGCUCCAACCUGGACGUGCUGUUGUCAAUGGGCUUCCCCAGACCAAGGGCACUGAAAGCACUGGUGUCUACAGGAGGUCGAAAUGUGCAAGCAGCAUGUGACUGGCUUUUCUCGCAUGUUGACGACCCGUUUCUGGAUGACCCCCUGCCCAGAGAGUUUGUCCUGUACCUGCGCCCUAGUGGACCCCUACAGAACCAGCUCUCACACUUUUGGCAACAGAGCAGAGUCACAUGUGGGAAAAACAAAGCACACAACAUUUUCCCUCACAUCACCCUCUGCCAGUUCUUCAUGUGUGCAGAUCACAAAGUCGAGGCUCUCUGCGAGACCCUCCUGGCCACUGUCCAGCAGUGGAGGGGUCGAUUUCCCAGCCCACUCCCCUUAGAACUGUACACAUCCUCCAACUUCAUCGGCCUGUUUGUGGGGGAGCAAGUGGCCGACGUUCUCAAGCAGUUUGCAGCCGACUUCGCCACAGAAGCUGCCAGGAAAGCAGAAGUCCAUGUCGAGCCUCAUAAGAAGCAGCUUCAUGUAACUCUUGCCUACAACUUCCCCACUGAUCACCUCCCAUCACUGGAGAAACUGGCAAAGGGCAUCGAAGUCAAGCUUGGCUGUGAUUGGCUGGCUGUCCUGUUCUCACGGGACAUUCGCUUUGCUAACCAUGAGACGUUGCGGGUAAUGUACCCCUACAUGCCGCAGAAUGAGGACGAGCUGGAGCUAGUUCCUGGGGACUUUGUCUUCAUGUCUCCGGUGGACCAGAGUAGUACGAGUGAGGGCUGGGUGUACGGGACCUCUUUGGCCACAGGGCUGUCUGGUCUGCUGCCUGAGAACUACGUCAGCCUGGCCGAUGAGUCUGACACCUGGGUAUUCCACGGGUCCCACUCAUUCUUCAGCUGUGGGCCCUCAGAUAAAUCCAGUAAGGACAGAGGGAUGUUUGAUGGGCUGCUGGACAGUCGACGCCCUGAAAAUACAAGUCCUGGUGACACACCCACCCUCAGUCUCAUCUGUCAUCCAAUGCAGCAGGUAAUGCGGAUCAGUGGCAGUCUGUCUCGGCAGCCCAAACGGACACUCUUCAUCUGUCGGCAUGGGGAGAGGAUGGACGUGGUGUUUGGCAAGCACUGGCUGUCCCUCUGCUCAGACAGUAAAGGCAGAUACGUUCGCUCUAACUUGAACAUGCCUCCCAGUUUGCCACUGUGGGGAGGUCAGAGAGAUUACGACAUGGACGCACCAAUCACUGUGUUUGGAUCCACUCAGGCCCGAAUAGUGGGUGAGGCCUUGUUGGAGAGUAAUACAGUGAUAGACUUUGUGUACUGUUCUCCAUCACUGCGAUGUGUUCAGACUGCACAAAACAUCCUGAAAGGUUUACAGCAGGAAGGUAAGCUGAAGGUGCGCGUUGAACCAGGGCUCUUUGAAUGGACCAAGUGGGUUUCUGGAAAUUCCCUGCCUGCGUGGAUACCCCCCACUGACCUGGCUGCAGCCCACUUCAGUGUGGACACAAUGUACAGACCUCUGAUUCCAGUUAGCAAGCUCACUGUGUCUGAGUCCUAUGAGAACUACAUGAGCCGAAGCUACCAAGUGACCAAAGACAUCCUGUCCAACUGCAAAAACACUGGAAACAACGUACUAAUUGUAGCCCACGCCUCUUCCUUAGAGGCCUGCACACGACAGCUGCAAGGACGCGGCCCGCAGAGCACCAAGGACUUCAUCCAAGUGGUCCGAAAGGUCUGUUCAAUGCACAUCUUAUCUGAUUUAAACCAUAUGAAAAACUGGACUCAUACACUAGAGAUUUAUAUGGAAGACAGACCAAUCCAGAAACAUGUAUUUAUAUUUGAAGAUGUUUUUUUUUCAUCCUCUGUGUUAUUUGACAGGGACACAUUUACCUCUGUUGUCCUUGAAUUCUCACAAGUAGUGACAUAAUGUUUGCAACAGCUCUUGUGUUGUUUUAUCAAUGGUAACUUGAGUUUGAGCGUUUUUGUGACUUGAGUCAUUAAAAUAAAGAGCAAAGAAAAGAAAAUUAACCACAUGAUACAUCAGUCACUCUUAUUAUCAACAUUGUGAAUAACAGCUUGUGAAUAACAGCUGUAUCUGUACCAAACUGUGCGGAAUACAGUCAGAUGCAUGAGCAUGUGUAGGUUUAUGAGUCUCUGCAUCUCUCAGGACAAUGCAGGGAACGAUAACAAGCUAAAGAAAGUGGCUUAUUUUGUUUUGGGAAAAGACGUGUUUUCUCUAAUUGGACUUAUGGGCCAGAAGUGCUGCAUCUUCACCAACUUGCAUGUUGCUUUCAUUAAGACUUCCACAUCAAUACAAUUGAUUAAAAACAGCAGCUGUUUGCCCACAUUUAUUAUUUAAUAAAAUAAGAUGCUCGCUGAAGGUAUUAAGAAGCCUCAGUGUUGUCUGAUGUAAAAACUUUUACACACAGUAAAGGCAUAUUUAUGUACAUUAUGUGUUAAUUUGACUGUAUAUUUUCAACAAGGGCUGUACAUUAUCUGUAGAUUCAUAUUCAAUAAAAACAACCCUCCAUCAUCAUUGUCAAAUAAUUUAACAGUACAGUGGUACCUUGACUUACGAGUUUCUUUCGUUCCGUGACUGAGCUCGUAAGUCAGUUUGCUCGUAUAUGAAAUCAAUUUUCCCCAUUGAAAUGAAUGGAAAUGCCAGUAAUCCUUUCCAGCCCCCCAAAAAACACCCACAUUUUGCACCUAACUUACAGCUAACUUAUACCAAUGAAAGCUCAGGGUGUUGUCCAUGUCGUAGCCAAUUACAACAAAAAUCUUAGGGGACUGCAAGUAUUUUGGUGCUGGAUCCUGCAUCUCUCUGCUCACCACAGCAUCUUAAGGAAUACUGAAGGGUUCCUACUAUCAACUCCAUUUUUAAAUAGCCUUCCAGGCAGCUCCGGAGCUGCAUGUGGCUCUUUCAUUCCUCUGCUGCGGCUCCCUGUGGCUUUGGAAAAUUAAUGAGUAUUGAAUUUAAAUGUAUUUUAUUUUAGUUCAGUUACUUUUCUAA
Messenger RNA from Sphaeramia orbicularis (orbiculate cardinalfish), 3164 nucleotides. Its product is annotated as ubiquitin-associated and SH3 domain-containing protein B-like. The record is from RefSeq and is a predicted model, not a curated record. NCBI's taxonomy places the organism in Eukaryota, Metazoa, Chordata, Actinopteri, Kurtiformes, Apogonidae. Bases 90 to 2081 code for a protein of 663 amino acids. Gene Ontology annotation, molecular function: protein binding. The transcript is spliced from 13 exons.